Messenger RNA from Microthlaspi erraticum, 249 nucleotides. The record is from the annotation of a GenBank genome assembly. Lineage: Eukaryota; Viridiplantae; Streptophyta; Magnoliopsida; Brassicales; Brassicaceae.
AUGGGACGUGAGGAGCAUGGAGGACUUGGGCAUGGACGCAGCUCAACUGGAUACGCAAAGGAAGAAGGAGAAGCCAUCUUGAAGACCAGCUCGACCAUCUACUCGACCAACCGGUCGAGUUCCUCAACUCGACCGGCCAAGCUUCAACUCGAUCGAGCUGAGAACUUUCACCUUGGGAAAGGGUUGCUAGGCAUUGAGAAGCCCAAUAUCAAGAGAACCUUGAUACAAGGAGUUUUAAGAGCAAGAUGA